UCGUCAUAUCCAAAUAUAUCGAAGAAGCGAAGGAGAUUGAAAUGGAUGCAGUAGCAUCGGAUGGAAAUUUAUUGAUUCAUGUAAUAUCAGAACACAUCGAGAAUGCAGGUGUACAUUCUGGGGAUGCUACUCUAGUAUUACCGCCUCAAGACCUUGACCCCGAGACUGUGAGUAAGAUUAAAUCGGCAACAGAAAAAAUAGCUAAUGAAUUAAAUGUAACGGGACCAUUCAACAUACAGUUCAUAGCAAAGAAUAAUGAUAUUAAAGUAAUAGAAUGCAACUUGCGUGCGUCAAGAUCCUUUCCUUUUGCUUCGAAAGUCAUGGGAAUAGAUUUAAUCGAAAUGGCUACUAUGGCUAUGUUGGGCAUGCCUGCUGAACCAAAACAGCUUAAUUUACCAAAGGACUAUGUUGCUGUUAAAGUGCCUCAGUUUAGUUUUAGUCGACUAUCAGGCGCCGAUCCUGUCCUUGGUGUAGAAAUGGCAUCGACUGGCGAAGUUGCUUGUUUUGGACGGGACAAGUAUGAAGCCUAUUUGAAAGCAUUGAUAUCUACUGCAUUUACUCUACCAAAGAAGAAUAUACUGCUAUCUAUUGGAUCCUAUAAGGAGAAACUAGAAAUGUUGCCAUCAGUAACCAAAUUGCAUAGUAUGGGAUUUAAAUUGUUUGCCACGUCAGGAACAGCUGACUUUAUUCAGGAACACGGUAUUGCAGUCAAGUACUUGGAUAUCAGCAAAGGAGCUGGACAUAAGCCGGAGUAUUCGUUGGAACAACAUUUAGCGAAUAAUUUAAUUGACUUGUAUAUAAAUUUACCUUCCAAGAAUAGAUAUAGACGGGUCGCCAGUUUCAUGAGCAAUGGUUAUCGUACACGCAGAAUGGCUGUUGAUUAUAGUGUUCCCUUAAUAACAAAUGUUAAAUGUGCCAAGCUAUUCAUCGAGGCAUUGCAUAGGAACCCCGAUCUUGAAGUUCAAAGCAUUGAUUGCAAAUGUAGUCAUGAGACGGUUACACUCCCGGGUCCUUUCAAUAUUUCGGCUUUUGUGCCUCAUAGUGCCGAGUUAGGUAAAAACGACUUUGCUGAGGUCACUAAAGCAUCCUUAGCGGCAGGAUUCACAGUAAUCAACACACUACCAAUUGGAUUAAACGAGUCAUUACGGGAUGCUGGUACGAUGGCAAUUGCACAUACAAGUAGCCGUGGUAAUGGGCAUUGUGAUUACGCUUUAUCAGUUGCUGCAACUGAGUAUAAUGUCGAACAAAUAACCGAAGUGAUUCCGGAUGUUGCCUCACUUUUCAUACCGUUUAGUAGUUUUGUAAAUGCACAGUCACCGAAGAUAGCAACCAUAGCCAAGCAUUUCAGCAGCUGGCCAGUUUUAUCACCCGUCAUUACAGAUGCUAAAGGUAAUGACUUGGCAUCCGUACUAUUAGUAGCUAGUUUACAUAGUAGGUCAAUUCAUGUGACUGGUGUCAGCACUAAAGAUGACAUUGAAAUAAUCAGACUCAGCAAGGAGAAAGGUUUGAAAGUUACUUGCGAUGUGGCCGUUUACGCUUUGUUUCUGAACACAGAGGACAUAGACGGCUGUGCCAACGUUCUUCCGACACCGGCAGAUCAAUCUGCAUUAUGGAAACAUCUGGAUGUCAUAGACUGCUUUAGUGUUGGGACACUUCCAUAUCGCCUUUCCAUGGAACUCGGUCGGGAGACAUGCGCGAGCGUUGGUAUUGAGGAGACUAUCCCGUUGCUUUGUAACGCCGUAAAUGAGGGCAAAUUAAGCAUGGAAGAUAUCAAAAAAAGACUUUACACCAAUCCCCGCAAAAUAUUCAGCAUUCCAGAACAAAUCAAUACAUACGUUGAAAUAGAAAUUGAUAGAAAAAUCAAAAUAUCCGAUAAGCCAGGAAGAUGGUCCCCAUUUGCUGGCCAGACUCUAUUUGGUGCGGUGACUCGUGUCGUAUUACGAGGAGAAACGGCUUACCUUGAUAACGGAUUUUACUCUGACGGGAACGUUGGUUGUGACAUCUCAAGUAAGACUUAUAUAUUUACAAAAAUGUCCGCUGCCGAGGAACCUGUGGAAGCUGAACAAAAGCCGCUAGCGAUAGGGGUUAAUACCCAACCCCCACCCAAAACAACAGUUACAUCAGCCAAGGUUAUACCUCCAUCAUAUGGGUCUGGUGAUAUUGUGCCUAAGACUGUUGCUCCUGAUUGGAUACUUGAGCCACCAGUUAUGCCCGCAAAUCUCGAUCCCUUCCUCAAGAACUCCCCAUUUUACCGCAAGCAUAUUCUAUCCGUCAAGGAGUUUACCCGGAAUGAUCUGCAUCUCUUAUUUGGAGUGGCCCACGAGAUGCGUACGCUAGUAGAGCGAUAUGGGUCUAUCAAUCUCCUGCAAGGACGAGUUCUCUUCACCAUGUUCUUCGAACCAUCGACGCGCACGUCUGCCUCGUUUGAAGCAGCAAUGAAUCGAUUAGGUGGUCGUGUGGUAUCUGUUAAAGUGGAUAGUUCGUCAGUUGCGAAAGGAGAAUCAUUAGCAGAUACAGUAAGAACUCUGGGUUCGUAUGGUGAUUUGAUAGUAUUGAGACAUCCAGAACCAGGGAGUACUAAAGUUGCCGCAGAGUUUUCGCCUGUUCCUAUAAUCAACGCCGGGGAUGGUGUCGGCGAACACCCAACUCAGGCUUUUCUAGAUGUGUACACUAUUAGAGAAGAAUUAGGUACGGUCAAUGGAUUAACUGUAACUCUUGUUGGGGAUCUCAAGAACGGACGAACUGUACAUAGUCUAGUUAAAAUUCUCUCGCUCUACCACGUUACUCUCAAUUAUGUAAGUCCUCCGUCAUUGCGUAUGCCAGAAGACAUUAGGGUCAGUGUAGACAAACAAGGCACUCCACAAA
Molecule: messenger RNA, 2865 nt
Organism: Paraglomus occultum
Lineage: Eukaryota; Fungi; Glomeromycota; Glomeromycetes; Paraglomerales; Paraglomeraceae
Source: the annotation of a GenBank genome assembly